Messenger RNA from Ficedula albicollis (Collared flycatcher), 1988 nucleotides. RefSeq names its product zinc finger and BTB domain containing 6 (gene ZBTB6). Gene Ontology annotation, biological process: regulation of transcription by RNA polymerase II. Gene Ontology annotation, cellular component: nucleus. Gene Ontology annotation, molecular function: RNA polymerase II cis-regulatory region sequence-specific DNA binding; DNA-binding transcription factor activity, RNA polymerase II-specific; protein binding. The coding region runs from base 1 to 1308 and encodes 435 amino acids. The transcript has 2 exons. The record is from RefSeq and is a predicted model, not a curated record. NCBI's taxonomy places the organism in Eukaryota, Metazoa, Chordata, Aves, Passeriformes, Muscicapidae.
AUGGCGGCGGACUCGGAGGUGCUGCACUUCCAGUUCGAGCAGCAGGGCGAUGCCGUGCUGCAAAAGAUGAACCUCCUGCGGCAGCAGAACCUCUUCUGCGACGUGUCCAUCUACAUCAACGACACCGAGUUCCAGGGGCACAAGGUGAUCUUCGCCGCCUGCUCCACCUUCAUGCGGGAUCAGUUCCUGCUCAACCAGUCCAGGCAGGUACGGAUCACCAUCCUGCAGAGCGCCGAGGUGGGCAGGAAGCUGCUGCUGUCCUGCUACACGGGCGCGCUGGAAGUCAAGAAGAAGGAGCUGCUGAAGUACCUGACGGCCGCGAGUUACCUGCAGAUGGUUCACAUCGUGGAGAAGUGCACCGAGGCUCUGUCCAAGUACUUGGAGAUCGACGCUUCCAUGGAGAGCGGUACCCAGGCUGCUGAGGGGUGCCACUCCUCGGAUGCUGAACUAAAGAGCGGGGAUGAGGUUUUAGAUAAAGAUUGUGAAAUAAUCGAGAUCUCUGAAGACAGUCCAGAGAACGAAGAAUAUCCUGUGAAACAGGAGGAUGGGGAGGGCCCACAUCCUGAAGAUGGGGAGGGCCCACAUCCUGAAGCACAGAGCUUGGAGUCAGAAAGGAAGGACACAAAGUCCCCAGAAAUAUCAACAGUGGAAAUCGGAUAUAAGGAUGAUGAAAUCUGCAUCUUCAGAAUGGAUUCCAUGAAUGUGGCAAACGUAGAAAAUGAUCAUUUUCCUCAGCCUUGCACUUCCUCUAAAACAAAUUUAUAUUUCCCAGAAACCCAGCACUCCUUGAUAAACUCUACAGUUGAAAGCAGGAAUACAGAAAUGUCAGGAAAUCACUUUCAGGCUUUUGUUGGUGACAAUCCAGAAGGAACUUCCAGUGGGGUGAAUGGGUUCCAGAGCCUGGAGGAUUCUGGCAGCUCAUGGCGGCACCAGUGUCCAAAGUGUCCGAGGGGCUUCCUGCACCUCGAGAACUAUCUCAGACAUCUGAAAAUGCACAAACUCUUCCUGUGUUUGCAAUGUGGCAAAACGUUCACGCAAAAAAAGAAUCUCAACAGGCACAUCCGGGGGCACAUGGGGAUCCGGCCCUUCCAGUGCAUGGUGUGCUUGAAGACCUUUACAGCCAAGAGCACGCUCCAGGAUCACCUCAACAUCCACAGCGGGGACAGGCCCUACAAGUGCCACUGCUGCGACAUGGACUUCAAACACAAGUCUGCUCUUAAAAAGCAUUUGACUUCUGUUCAUGGAAGGAGCAGCAGCGAAAAGCCAAACCUGAACACUAUUACAAAAGUUAAAAUUGACUAUGAUUGAUAGCUGGGCAAUUGUGGAGACAGACUCCACAAAAAGCUCCUGGCUAGUGAAAUUCUAGAUGCAAGUCCAGUCCCUGAUCCCUGUCUAAGGGAGAGAAGCACAAACAGGUGUCUGGUGAUCCAAGACAAGCCUUGGAGCAGGAAACCUGCCUGUUCUGUUAAGGUUCCUAUUGCUGUCAGUGAAAAAAGGAGUUUCCUAGUUGAAAGUAAACUGCAAAAUACUGGAAAUUAUUCUGUGCUUCUCUUCUACUAUACUGAGCAUAUCCUGGUCCCUCAAUGGUGUUUUAUUUUCCUUGUUUUAAGGGCAGGCAUUGCUGACUUUCAGACUGUUACUGAUACUGCAAUAAGCUGAAGCCUGAGCCAAGGUGUUGGUGACAACAGCUGAGGGAAGGGAGUGUUUGUAUUUAUUCAGCAAGUCAGUUGUUCCCAUCCAAUUCCUGGAUCAUUCAUGGUGAAAUCAUCUCCUUCCUUGCCCAAACUUUGCUUCCAACAGAAAAAAGGUGUGCUUUUAUACUCAAGUCUGUGACGUUUAAGGACACACAACAAACAAAAACUAAUCAAGGAACCUUUCAAAUUGUCUCUUGCAAACAGAGAAUUUGUAAAAGAGAAAGAAACAAACAGUAUUGCCUUGCAGUUUAUUGAUAACUGGAUAGUCCCAUGAAAAGGACUUGCUUUUAGUUU